CAGCCUGUGGGAUCCUCCAGGACUAGGGCUCGAACCUGUGUCCCCUGCAUUGGCAGGCAGACUCCCAACCACUGUGCCACCAGGGAAGCCCCCAGAAAUGCUUUUCUUAACAAGACACGAGCUUCAAAAAAAGAAAGCAAGCCAAAUUCAUGAAAAAGAAAUACUUCUGUGUGUUAAAAGACACCAUUGAUCAAGCCAUAUGUUUAGCAAUAGGUAAUACAGCAUAUUCAACAAGAAAAGGAUUAAUAGAUAUUAUGGAUGGAAUAUAAAAAUAGUUUAUACAAAUUAAAAGUAGAAAAUUCAAUAACAAAACAGUUAAGUAAUAUAAACAAAUCAUCCUUAGAAAAAGGAAUACAAAUACCAUAAACAUAUGAAAAGGUGUCCAGCACUUUGCAAUUCAAAUGAUAAUGAGAUGACAGAUAAGCAAAAGUUAUAAAGAUUCAUCACCUCAAGGACUGGCCAGCAUGGAGUCAAACUCCUAAUGAUGCUGGAAGGAUUAAUUGGUGAAGCCAUUUGAAGGGGCCAAUGUAGUCCUGUCUGCACAGUCAUAAAAUGUGCCCAGCAUUGGACCUAGCAAUUCAGCCUCUAGGAAGCAUCCAGAAGAAACACAUGCACGUGUUGACCCUGGUAAAAGGCCAAGAUUUAUAACAGGGGAAAACGGAAACUGCCCAGAUGACCAUCAAUACGAAAUUGGUUUAAAAAUAUUUCAGCGUAUCCAUUUGGAGAGGUCUCACCGGCCACUCCUUCCCUCUCCCUCUGCUGGAUCCCAGCAGAGCUCAUGUUUCCAGAUGGUAGUCAGGGAAGGCAGUGACCAAAGCUUGAAGGUGGCCUGAGCACGUGUGGCAAUGCCACUGGCUAAGCCACCUGCUCCCUCUCCUCUGGUUCCCAGACUCAAGGGGGCCUCUCCUCCUUAGGACAUGAAUUUGGAAGACCCUGUGACCCUGCCCUGGGAACUGGACAGGUGGCAAAGUCUGCGGUGAUAAGGCGAUUGGGCUGUCGCUAUGGUGAUGGGGAUGGAGGCCUUUUGCCAUCAGCCCCAGUUUUCUGCAUGGCAGCUCUAAUGACAGGAUGGUCAGCCCUGCAGAGGCUGGAGGGUGUGAGCGCAGAGGCCUGUUCCUGGUUGCCAUGGCAGCGUGGGCCCUCGCAGGAGCGCAGAAAGCCCUGGCAGGAGAAUUCCCCACUCCAUACCUGGUCAGAGCAGGAAGUGUUGGGCCGUGACUGAGCCUCAGGGAAGCAGGUUGGGGUGUGAGAAAAGAACAGUCACCCACAGCUUAAUUACUCAAAAGCUGUCCCCCAGCCACAGGAGGAAAGAAGACCUUUUCUGCUGAGUCUGUCUAGAGAACACCACGCUGUCACAGCUCAGCACAGCCCGGAGAGAUAGCUGACCAGUGCUGACCAGCUCUGGAGCCCGGCAAUGGCCCUGCCCCGACGAUACCUGGCCUGACAAGGCCUCAGUGGGGAAGGGUCCCGACUAGGACCCAGAAGAGAAGGCUGGCAGGCUUGCUGGAGAACAAUGAAAAGGAGGAAACUCUGUGAUUGAACCUCAAGCCAGAAGCCAGCCAGAAGGUGGACCAUAUUCUACCAGACACUCGGGCCGGCCGUGACCCUUGGUUGGGAGAAGCCUGGGGAUAUUUCUGCCUUGGAAGCCCGUUGGGGAACACUGAGGGGUUCCAGCUCCCCCAGGCGGGCUGUGGUACAAAUGCUGGAUGACAGAGCCAGGAUGGAGAUCGCCAAGAAGGAAAAGGUGGAACAGAUCCUGGCGGAGUUCCAGCUGCAGGAGGAGGACUUGAAGAAGGUGAUGAGGCGGAUGCAGAAGGAGAUGGACCGAGGCCUGAGGCUGGAGACACACGAGGAGGCCAGUGUGAAGAUGCUGCCCACCUACGUGCGCUCUACCCCGGAAGGCUCAGAAGUCGGGGACUUCCUCUCCCUGGACCUGGGCGGCACCAACUUCAGGGUGAUGCUUGUGAAGGUGGGGGAAGGGGAGGAGGGACAGUGGAGUGUGAAAACCAAGCACCAGAUGUACUCCAUCCCCGAGGACGCCAUGACGGGCACUGCUGAGAUGCUCUUUGACUACAUCUCUGAGUGCAUCUCCGACUUCCUGGACAAGCAUCAGAUGAAGCACAAGAAGCUGCCCUUGGGCUUCACCUUCUCCUUUCCUGUGAGGCACGAAGACAUCGACAAGGGCAUCCUUCUCAACUGGACCAAGGGCUUCAAGGCCUCAGGAGCAGAAGGGAACAACAUCGUGGGGCUCCUGCGAGAUGCCAUCAAACGGAGAGGGGACUUUGAGAUGGACGUGGUGGCGAUGGUGAACGACACUGUGGCCACGAUGAUCUCCUGCUACUAUGAAGACCGCCGGUGUGAGGUUGGCAUGAUUGUAGGCACGGGCUGCAACGCCUGCUACAUGGAGGAGAUGCAGAACGUGGAGCUGGUGGAAGGGGACGAGGGCCGCAUGUGUGUCAACACCGAGUGGGGUGCCUUCGGGGACUCGGGCGAGCUGGACGAGUUCCUGCUGGAGUACGACCGUGUGGUGGACGAGAACUCCCUGAACCCCGGCCAGCAGCUGUACGAGAAGCUCAUCGGCGGCAAGUACAUGGGCGAGCUGGUGCGGCUCGUGCUGCUGAAGCUUGUGGACGAGAACCUACUCUUCCACGGGGAGGCCUCGGAGAAGCUGCGCACGCGCGGCGCCUUCGAGACACGCUUCGUGUCUCAGGUGGAGAGUGACUCGGGCGACCGCAAGCAGAUCUACAACAUCCUGAGCACGCUGGGGCUGAGGCCGUCGGCCACCGACUGCGACAUCGUGCGCCGCGCCUGCGAGAGCGUGUCCACCCGCGCCGCGCGCAUGUGCGCCGCGGGGCUGGCGGGCGUCAUCAACCGCAUGCGCGAGAGCCGCAGCGAGGACGUGAUGCGCAUCACCGUGGGCGUGGACGGCUCAGUGUACAAGCUGCACCCCAGCUUCAAGGAGCGGUUCCACGCCAGCGUGCGCAGGCUGACGCCCAGCUGUGAAAUCACCUUCAUCGAGUCGGAGGAGGGCAGCGGCCGGGGUGCGGCCUUGAUCUCCGCGGUGGCCUGUAAGAAGGCCUGCAUGCUGGGCCAGUGAGAAUAAAGGCUGCAAGGCAAGGAGGAGGCUGUGGCCUGGUGUCCAGGGGACACACUUCCUACAGGUCCCUCCAACCUGGUCCAGUCAAGAGGCUUCUCCUUGUAAGGACCUUGGAUGCCUCCCAUCCCCGCUGUCACCCCAGGAGAUGGGGAAAGCUUCUCUGGGGAUGCGGUGAGGCCCUGAGCAGGCCUCGUCUCUCAGGGUCAGUUGGUAGGAUAGCCCUAGGGCCCUGACUGGGUUGGGGGCUGAGAUGAACAGGAAUGGAGAACCCCCAAAGUACCUCACCUUUCUUGCUGCAAUCAGGGGCCCAGAAGGGAGUUAUUAACUCAGGAUUUUGUUGCAUUUCUGCACUGCUUGCCUCUUGGAGCUUUCAGCCUGGCUCAGCCCUUGCUCUGGGAAGGGGGUGCCCUCUGGACUCUACUAUGGCCUGGCUUCCCUGGGAACCCAGCCCACAUAGGGAGGCAGCCCUCAUGACCUGGCCAGACCUAGACCUGGGCUCCACAGGGGGCCCCGGGGAGCUGCAGAUCACCCAGGCCUGGGAAAUGGAAGGGACCAGCUCCAUGUUGGAGGCUGUGGGUACCCCGAGGCCUGGAGAUGGCAGCCUUUUCCCUCCCAUCCUGCCAUCCCUGAGUGGUUUCUGGUUCUGGGAUGGACCCUCACAGGAGGUACAAGAGACAGAGUCCCCAAAGCCCCUGCCCAGAGGGGCCCAGGAAGAGGAGGAGUCCCCCUACCCACAGACAGGCCUGGCAGCAUCUCCGGGAUCGAGUCCUUGGCUCCCACGGCGCUGGGCACUCAGAAACCCCAGCAGCACUCAGCACACCCCCAAGGGACAACCCAGGCCUCUUCCUUCUCACCAGACCUCCAUGUACCACACCAACCUCUCCAUGCCCAACCUGGGACUGUGUGGGUUUUUUUAAUUAAAAGUUUUAAAAGUUUAGAACAUGA
Molecule: messenger RNA, 4042 nt
Organism: Delphinapterus leucas (beluga whale)
Lineage: Eukaryota; Metazoa; Chordata; Mammalia; Artiodactyla; Monodontidae
Gene: GCK
Product: glucokinase
Biological process (GO): glucose 6-phosphate metabolic process; carbohydrate phosphorylation; regulation of insulin secretion
Cellular component (GO): cytosol; mitochondrion
Molecular function (GO): mannokinase activity; glucokinase activity; D-glucose binding
Source: RefSeq, a predicted model, not a curated record